AUGGAUCGUCCGUCCGCGGCUGCGUCGCCGUCCUACGCCAAGCUGGCUGACACGUACAAGAAGGCGGCGGCCACGGCGGCCUCGGUGACUGCGUACGCCGUGCUUGCGCGCGGCAUGGCGCAUGAGCUCCUGCCUCACGACCUGCGCGCCGUGCUCAGCUGGGGCGCCUCGCUCGUCCGCGCGCGGCUCGAGCUCCCGCCCGCCGAGCGCCGUACCGUCGUCGUCAGGCGCCUCGAAGGAGGCGGCGUGAACUGCGUCAAGUUCAACACCUUCUACGACGACGUGCAGGCGUACCUCGCCACCAGGAUCGACCCAUGGUCCAUGAGCCGGAUCUGCCUCAGCGGCCGCGGCUCCAGGAAGGUCAUGUCCAUGGACGGCGGCGACUCCAUGACGGACGUCUUCGAGGGCGUCCACUUCAGGUGGAAGUCUGUCGCGCAGGAUGGCCGGCACACGCCAGACUCGCUGGAGCUCAGCUUCGACGCAGAGUACACGGACAUGGCGCUCGGCAGGUACGUUCCCUCGAUCACGGCCGUGUUGGAGCAGGCGCGGUGCCGGGACUGCCCGCUCAAGAUCUUCAUGAACGAGGGCAUUUCGUGGCGCGGGAUCAGCCACCAGCACCCGGCCACCUUCGACACGCUCGCCAUGGACCCGCCCACCAAGCAGGCAGUCGUUGCCGACCUGGACAGGUUCCUGAAGCGGAAGGAGUACUACCGGAGGAUCGGCAAGGCGUGGAAGCGCGGUUACCUUCUCUACGGCCCGCCCGGCACCGGCAAGUCCAGCUUGGUGGCCGCCGUGGCCAACCACCUCCGCUUCAACCUCUACGAUCUCGACCUCUCCCAGGUGUGCUACAACGGGGCGCUGCAGCAGCUGCUCAUCGGCAUGCCCAACAAGUCCAUCCUCGUCAUAGAGGACAUCGACUGCUGCUUCAGCGCCACAUCCAGGACGCCGGCGCGUGCCCAGGAUGGCACCGUUUCUGAUCAUUCUACCUCUGAACAUAACGCUCAUGCUCAUGCUCUGCAGCAGCAGAACAUAACGCUGUCGGGCUUGCUCAACUUCAUCGACGGGCUAUGGUCGACGAGCGGCGAGGAGCGCAUCAUCAUCUUCACCACCAACUACAAGGACCGCCUCGACCCGGCGCUGCUGCGGCCGGGGCGCAUGGACAUGCACAUCUACAUGGGCUUCUGCUGCUGGGAAGCCUUCAAGACGCUCGCCCGGAACUACUUCCUCGUCGACGACCACGCGCUGUUCCAGGAGAUACAGGGACUGCUUGCCGAAGUGGAGGUGACGCCGGCCGAGGUGUCGGAGAUGCUGCUGCGGGACGAGGACGUCGACGUCGCGCUCCAGGGGCUCGUGGAGUUUCUCACGGAGAAGAAGCGGGGAGAGAAAGAUGCAGGGGAGGCAUGA
Molecule: messenger RNA, 1404 nt
Organism: Lolium rigidum
Lineage: Eukaryota; Viridiplantae; Streptophyta; Magnoliopsida; Poales; Poaceae
Product: AAA-ATPase At3g50940-like
Exons: 2
Coding region: 1-1404 (467 amino acids)
Molecular function (GO): ATP hydrolysis activity; ATP binding
Source: RefSeq, a predicted model, not a curated record